AUGGCAAAUUCACCUUCUAUUGUUAGCUUUUCCCCUAAACAAAAUUUACCAACAGACUUGUCCAUUACAGAGGAAGCAAAGGGUUACUCUGCACAAGAAUUCCCUCCAAGAGAUUCCGUUUCCCCGUCGUACUACCAACAAAUAAUAGCAGAGAUUUUGGGCACUUAUGUUCUUGUUUUUGCGGGUUGCGGUGCUGCUCUAGUUGAUCGAGAGAAGACACUUACAGUUGUGGGUUUAGCAAUGGUGUGGGGACUGGCUUUGAUGGCGAUGAUAUAUGCACUUGGCCAUGUUUCUGGUGGGCACUUCAACCCUGCUGUUACCAUUGGCUUUGCAGCCGCGCGAAAACUUCCACUCGUUCACGUACCGUUGUACGUUUUAUCUCAGUUUUUGGGUUCAACACUUGCAUGCCUCACCCUGAAAGUACUAUUCAAUGACCAAGCUGAUAUACUACCCACUCUAACUCGUUAUUCCAGUUCAACUACUGAUCUUGAAGCUAUCAUAUGGGAAUUCAUCAUCACUUUCGUUCUUAUGCUCACGAUACGUGGAGUAGCUUCUGAUGAUAGAGCGAAUAAUGAACUGGCUGGAGUUGCUAUUGGAGCUACAGUGUUAUUCAAUGCCCUUGUUGCAGGGCCGAUUACUGGAGCUUCUAUGAAUCCUGCAAGAAGCAUAGGUCCAGCAAUAGUCUCUGGUGUCUAUAAAAAUCAAUGGGUGUUUGUUGUUGCUCCCAUUCUUGGAGCCAUAGCUGCAAGCCUGAUAUACAGUCUUCUCCAGCCAUGGAAGGCGGGAAAGCAUAAAGAGAGUGCUAGAAGUACAUACAAUGAUCUAUAUCUAUGUCCCGAGGCAUGA
Messenger RNA from Fraxinus pennsylvanica, 846 nucleotides. The record is from the annotation of a GenBank genome assembly. NCBI's taxonomy places the organism in Eukaryota, Viridiplantae, Streptophyta, Magnoliopsida, Lamiales, Oleaceae.